GAAUCUCAGAGCCUCGCUUACCUAGCUAGCUUUCGUUUCGCCUACACAUAUAAGUCAAGCUAAGAGCUCUAAAUUGUUUAUAUCGUCAGUCGCUUCUCGCAUCAACUCAUCGUUACACUCUUAGUAUAAGAGUCGUUUGAUAUAUACGGACGGUCGGAUAGACGGACGCUCGCUACGAAGACAUUCAUUGGAAAUUGGGGUUAAUUUGACAUCCUAAGUCAUCGAAGAAGCUAUCCUGAAGCUGUUAGAUACACCAUAAUGGUUCUAAUACAACGGUUUGGGGCUUUGUCCCUCGCGCUGGCUUCGAUCGCGAGGGCUUCCUAUUCCGAAGCCCAUUGGUACCCUACCUCUACUCACAGCGAAUGUGAUACGGAGACGAUUACCGAAACGAAGACAAAGACUAAGACCGAGGUCGAGACUUGUUACGAAACGACGACGAAGACUGAGACUGAGACUGAGGUUGAAACUUGCUACGAAACGACAACAGUCUACGGCACCACGACCGUCUUCGCUACUGUCAGUUAUCCUUACACGAUAACAAGCGAGGAGACUACCACUGCCUCGGUUACCUUUACAAAGGAAGAGACGACGACAGCCUCAUUUACCUUGACAGAGGAAGAGACGACGACAGCCUCAUUCACCUUGACAGAGCAAGAGACAACUACAGCCUCAUUUACACUGACUAAUGAAGAGACGACAACGCAAACUGCUACUUACACGUCGUUGGUCCCCACAAUCACGACGGAGACCCUCACCUUCACAACCCAGAUCCCGACUACAGUUAUCUCCGACGAGACUCUGACUACAACGCAGUAUACCACGUCUGUUUAUACAAGUGUGUCGACAUACUCGACAAGUAUCUUGUCAACGCUUACCAGCGUUCUAACAACAACCGAUGUGUCUGUCUCUGCUUCACCGACCACAGAUUUUGCCACAAUAACUGCAACUGAGGAGACUACUUCGUUUAUCACUCUCGUGGAGACGACUACCUUCGUGACAGUUUCCGAGGUUAUGCUUACCGAUUCGGUAGUGAGCUCUACAACUUUUACUACAACACAGCUUAUUACUAACGUGGUUCCAAUUACUAUCACUGCUCCUCCGGCCACGAUAACACAAGCUCCAGAGACCGUAACUGUGUCGUCCGUCAUUACUGCUGUAACUACCUGUACCGUCAGCCCUGACCCCGCGAAUAUCACAGUUCCGGCAUAUGAUGUCACGUCCAAUUUAACUUGGGGUUGUCUUCCUGGAACUAUCUGCGCUCCUCCAUUUACGGAAGAAGGAUGCAAUAUCUGGGCAACUCCGCCGAACAAGUCAUACGUCUGCGAGAGUCUGAGUUACUGUAUAGAAGCUCCGGAGUAUUACCCAGUUCGUUGGCCCAUAUUCCAGACAGGAUACUAUAGACCUACGUGGGGCUACUUUAAUCUCGCGCCGCCUGCUUUCGGGUUGAGCUACGAGGUGUUCGCUGUCGAAAAUGUUGUGACGACUACAACAGAAUCGGAUCAAACCUAUGUCACUACUAUCGAAACCGGCAAUUGGGGCUCUCAGUCGAGCAUUACGGCCUUUUCGACGGCUGUAGAGAAAAGAUACGUCCCGUACAAUCCUAUCACCAAGCGUUCGCCUACAAUGCCAGCGUCCUGCUUCGACACUUGCAACAACGCUUACUUAGAGGCUCAAAGAAUUGGUAAGAGCAAUGCCCUUUGCGAAAUAGGCUCUCUAUUCCGGACCUACUUUCAGUCCUGCCAUAAUUGCGCUGUGGAGCAGGUAAAUUGGGAGGAUGCAACUAAAGACUACGUGCUCCCUACGUUUUCGCAAUAUCUCGAUUACUGCAAUGCGACAAAUCCUGUUCCUGUCCUAAACCUAACUGGCUCCGCCGCGAGUGACGUUACAACCACCUCCGGUGGUUCUACAGCCAGUGGGGCUGCGGCGUCCACCAACACGGGCAUCGUUUCGCCUCUACCCACAUCUAGUUCGGUAUCAGCAACGUCUACUUCGGCAUCAACAACCUCUAGCUCGGUGUCAACAACCUCGUCGGUCUCCCAAGUUUCCUCAACUUCUAGUUCGCUUACUUCUUCAUCUACUUCUAGUAGCGGCAGCACCCCUUCACCGAUCAGCAUCUCCUCGCCGAUUAGCAGCAGCGGUUCACCUACGACGACAACGCCUGCUACAGUUCCGGGCAACACGACUGCCCCGGCUCCAGUCUCCACCGCUGGGGCGCCAGCCACCUUGAGAGUUGAUGUCGUAUCAAACUCCAUCCUUGCCUUAAUCUCACUCUUAUUCUUCAUCUGAUACUAUCAGAUACAAUUAAUGUUCGAAUUUAGCAUACCAUUAGAAAAAGCAGUAUAAAUAUUCAGUUCACAUCUAUCCUUCAAGCCAAUUGGAAGUUUCGGGGCUCAACGUUGUAUUAAUGGUGA
Annulohypoxylon truncatum is the source of this 2411-nucleotide messenger RNA. RefSeq lists its product as uncharacterized. The record is from RefSeq and is a predicted model, not a curated record. The coding region runs from base 259 to 2286 and encodes 675 amino acids. The transcript is spliced from 3 exons. Lineage: Eukaryota; Fungi; Ascomycota; Sordariomycetes; Xylariales; Hypoxylaceae.